Messenger RNA from Cladophialophora bantiana CBS 173.52, 1185 nucleotides. RefSeq lists its product as uncharacterized. The record is from RefSeq and is a predicted model, not a curated record. Gene Ontology annotation, biological process: DNA-templated transcription; regulation of transcription by RNA polymerase II. The transcript is spliced from 3 exons. The coding region runs from base 1 to 1185 and encodes 394 amino acids. Gene Ontology annotation, molecular function: zinc ion binding; DNA-binding transcription activator activity, RNA polymerase II-specific; RNA polymerase II cis-regulatory region sequence-specific DNA binding. Lineage: Eukaryota; Fungi; Ascomycota; Eurotiomycetes; Chaetothyriales; Herpotrichiellaceae. Gene Ontology annotation, cellular component: nucleus.
AUGCUGAUUGGCAGAGUGGUUGCGACCAAGCUUGCGCAGCUAUACGUGUCGCAUUUUGAAUCGACUUUUCGCAUUCUGCACGUUCCGACUUUCUGGAGGGAAUUCGAAAGGUUCUGGGCCAGCUCUGCAGAGAUCUCAACAGCAAUAUCUCUACAAAUCCACCUUGUCCUGGCCAUCGGAUCUAGUAUCUUCCUGGAGUCAUCUUACGACGACCUUAUCCCCACGCGCUCGCUAGUCUAUCAAUGGGCACAGUCCGCAUAUAAUUGGCUAUCUGGACCUACUGAUAAGGGUCGCCUGAGUAUCGACCGACUACAGGUUCAGUGCUUGUUGGUGCUCACUCGCCAAGUGCUUGCCAUUGGUGCUGACCUUCUAUAUAUCACUAUGGGUCAUGUUAUUCGUAUGGCUAUUCAAAGGGGUCUUCACCGAGAUCCCAGGCAUUUCCACAAGAUGACUCCUCUUCAAAGCGAGAUGCGGAGAAGACUCUGGGCCACCAUACUGGAGCUUAACCUACAGGCAGCGUUGGACGCAGGCGCAUUGCCGAAUUUUACACUCCAAGACUUCGAUACGGAGUCUCCAGCCAAUGUCAACGAUUCAGAUCUUGACGACCUCGGCAGGGUCAUGCGCAUUUAUCCGCCAAAUACAGUCACGAAUUGUUCCCUGCUCCAAGCUCUGUUUGCAAGCCUACGCCCAAGAUACGAACUCGCCAGGCGUAUGAAUUGUUUGUCAGCACCGAUGUCGUAUGAGGAAAUCGAAAGAGCAACCUCCGACAUCAACGAAGCUUGUCGCAGCUACCGAUCACUCAUGAAGGGCGAUGACACUGCAUUGACAUUUAAGCAGAAUCUUUUAGAGCUACUUCUCAGCCGCGGUCUACUGAAAGUCAGCCUUGACGCUGCAAUGGCUAUUCUGUCUCCAUUUCAGAACGAAGAGUUCUCUCACCUCGUGAGGGUCGGCGGUGGCGUUUUCAAGUCCCGGCUCAUUCAUGCGUCUUUGGCUGUGGCGUCCGAACUCUUGAAAGAGAUUGAAGAGAAUGGAGUAAUGAUGGAGCCGAUAGGCCACAGGAAGACGCUGGUUGACGCGGUCGAAGAGGCCCUCUGUCGGACGGACCGACGCAUCCAACUUGGAGAGACCAACGCCGAUGUCAAGAUGCACAUGAAACUGAGCAUGGUCAUUUGCCGGCGAAAAUGA